CGUUAUAUCCUUAAGAAAAUGAAUGCAGAAAUAACAAAGAAACAAUAUUGUGAGAACCAUUUAACAUUUUAUAAAUUAGAAUAUAAGGAAAUGUGUGGAAAAACAUCGCAUCCUACUUCGUGUCUCGAAGAAAGUGGAGGAAGCUUGAUAAUUAAUGAAAACAAUGAAGAUAAAUUAGUUGGCAUACUUCGAACUUCUUACGGAUGCAGAUGCGCUGAUGAUGGAUGUCCAUUAAUAUACAUAGAAGUAAAGAAGUUACUUCAAUGGAUUUUACAGUUUGCUAUUAACGACAACUAAACGCUUAAAAAUUUGGGGGAAAAAACAAAGAAAUUUGUAUUUUAAAUAAAUUUGUAUUGAACGAAAAAUUCGUUUUUUUUUUUUUAAAUGUUUUUAAAUAUAAACUUUUGUAGAAUAGUUAUUGCAUGUUAAAAGCUGAUUCAUCAUUAAAUAAAACGAUGAAUUCAUUUAUAAACCAUCAUUUUAUUUUAUUUUAUUUUAUAUUUUUAUAAUAGAAAAUGCUCAUUAAAUUAUCAU
Molecule: messenger RNA, 534 nt
Organism: Centruroides sculpturatus (bark scorpion)
Lineage: Eukaryota; Metazoa; Arthropoda; Arachnida; Scorpiones; Buthidae
Product: trypsin iota-like
Exons: 2
Coding region: 19-297 (92 amino acids)
Biological process (GO): proteolysis
Molecular function (GO): serine-type endopeptidase activity
Source: RefSeq, a predicted model, not a curated record